UUGACCUGUGGACCAUUAGAUUUGAAUCCAAGCACUUUUUUUUUUAAGAGAGUGGUGCAUGAUGUCCAGUGCUUUAAGAAUAUAUUAUUAACACUCUCCUCAAAGCAUCAACAAAUGAUGGGGUACUUUCUAGAUGAACAAACUCUAUUCAAACCACAGCUGCAAGUUAGUAAUGUUGACAUAGUGGACAUCUGUUGCUUGGAAGAAAAACUCCAGACACUUAUAAAAGAGAAAUAUCCACAUCAGGACACUGUUUCAUUGGCCAAGUGUGUUUAUUUUCGUGGGACCCAGUAUGCAAAGGACAUGAUCAUUUCUGCAGGAGAAUUAAGCGGCCUGCCUGAAUUCUACAAGAUACUGCAGAUUUUGGUUGUCUCAGAGAAUGUGUAUUUUUUUGCUGGAAGGCUCUCAUCUUGGUUUAUGGAACAUUACAGAUCUUAUCAACUUGACAACAGCUACACAGAUCUUCAACUACUAGAUCCAGAGCCAUUAAACGACCACCACCCACUGACUGCAUACUGUGUGGCUGGAAAAUUGAUGUUGACCCCCCAUUACGUGCCUGCUGAAUUGAGGAAAAUCAUGGCACUCUUAUUGCGAGUCAACAUCAAUACAAAACUCAUUCAGAAAAUCAAGUUGUCCACUCUACCAGAAUCAGUAAAGGAUCUUCAAGAUGAACUCAAGGAAAAGCUAGGACUUGAGGAGGAAUUCACAAUACAAUACGAGGAUCCUGAUUUUGACAAUGCACUUUGUAACUUGAUGGACAUCAGUGAGCUACCCACAGAAAGAGCAGUCCUGCACCUUGUUUGGAGUGAUGAUUCAUCUGCACCUCAGCCACAAACCCCAUCUCAACCACAAUCGCCAUCAGAUCUUGGGUCCAUCUCAUCUCUUGACACAGCCAGACUCCAUUCAUCAGACUCUCCCUACAGCCCAUCUUCAGUCAUUUGGAACUACAUGCGCAGUACCUCACAUUGGCCACACCCAUUCCCAAUCCCUUCUUUUUCUUAUGACAUUGAGUUAAAACUUCGCAAAGGCAAUGAAAUAUAGGAAAAAACUGGAGUUGGGUUGGAUGUAACAAGAGACAUCAAGAUGGAAAUACUGGACAAGUUGGCACAGCAAAUAUUCUCAAUCAAAGCUUAUCCUGAGUAGAAUGAAAUAACAUCUGUUGCCGCCAGAUUGGUUGUCAAAUAU
Molecule: messenger RNA, 1185 nt
Organism: Periophthalmus magnuspinnatus
Lineage: Eukaryota; Metazoa; Chordata; Actinopteri; Gobiiformes; Gobiidae
Exons: 2
Coding region: 115-1041 (308 amino acids)
Source: RefSeq, a predicted model, not a curated record